Messenger RNA from Suillus subalutaceus, 564 nucleotides. Its product is annotated as DnaJ-domain-containing protein. The coding region runs from base 1 to 564 and encodes 187 amino acids. The transcript has 3 exons. Lineage: Eukaryota; Fungi; Basidiomycota; Agaricomycetes; Boletales; Suillaceae. The record is from RefSeq and is a predicted model, not a curated record.
AUGCAUGCUGCUUCUCAUCCGCGUGUCGACAUUGGACAAGCAGCCCACUCGCGCGAUCACUAUGCAACCCUUGGAGUUCCAAUCACAGCGACAAAUGCUCAAAUAAAGGCAUGGGUCAUUUUCUUCGUGAAAAGAAUUGUCCCUCAUAAACUCAUAAUAGAUACUUCUACUAAUCAGGACAGUACGGCAUGGGGAAAAUUUCACGCAGUGAGUGAAGCCUACGCAGUGCCCGGGGACGAUCGGAAGCGCCAUGCGCAUGACCCAAAUGCAACUUAUGAUUACCCAUGGGAGCGUGCUCGUACAGGCAAAUACACGUACUAUCAACCUCCCCCGGGUGCUCAUUCGUGUACAUAUUAUAUAUGGUCGCCCACGAAUCCAUUUUCCAGCCUACACGUCCAACGGGCGACCGGUUGUAUGUCUGCAUAUCCACCACCAGGAACAGGCCCUUCUAGUGGUAACGAUGAAGAUAUGGUUCAAGGCCUUCGCGUGCUCAGUUUUCUUCGUAGUCCUUUGUUUGGUACCCUUUGGCACUUUGGCACUUCCGCGCAAAGAGCGAGAAGUUGA